UACUUUCUAGCUAAUUAAUACCAUUUAUACUUAAAUAUUACUAUAAUGUCUGAAAAUCGUUAUCUUUGCCUGUGCCCUCAUCGUGAAGGAAAGUUUAUCACGAAUGCUGCUGGUAGACGUUUAAUCAAUUCGUCCACAACAUUCACUACGGUGAUGUAAUAUUGGUGCAACCCGUUGACGCCACAAUCGGUUGAAGUUCCUACAUUGAUCGCUAUGGAUCGGCCCAAAGACAAUAAAGCCGAUUACACGGCCUUAGCCGGAGGACUGACCGGCUGCAUCACACGUUUCCUCUGCCAACCGCUGGAUGUACUGAAAAUUCGCCUCCAACUGCAAGUGGAACCAAUUAGUGCUCGAUCUGAGAUCUCCAAGUACCGAUCGAUCGUUCAAUCUGUGGGCUGCAUCUACAGGGAGGAAGGUUUGCUUGCUUUCUGGAAAGGACACAAUCCGGCGCAAGUGCUUUCGCUGGUUUACGGAGUAGCACAGUUUUCGUUUUAUGAGCGUUUUAAUUUGAUAUUGCGUGAUAUGGAAACGUUUAAAGGACACGAUCUAGCGAGACAUUUUGUUUGUGGGGCAUGUAGCGGUUCGUUUGCUUCACUUACGAUAAUGCCCCUGGAUGUCAUACGAACUAGAGUGGUAUCCCAGGAUCCUGGCAAAGGAUACAAGAAUGCAUUUACAGCAGUCGGCACUAUCUAUCGAGUAGAGGGAAUAAGAGGAUUAUAUAGAGGAAUGGUUCCAGCCCUGUUGCAGAUCGCUCCGCUCGCCGGAGGACAGUUCAUGUUCUACAACCUCUUCGGGAGCUUCGUCAGACGAUUGGAACAUCUUGAUGAGAAUACAACCCUACCGCCAACGGAAUUGCUUUUGUGCGGUGGAUUGGCAGGCCUCACCACGAAGUUGAUAGUCUACCCGUUGGAUCUGGCUAAGAAGCGACUUCAUAUACAGGGAUUUUCCCAGAAUCGACAGACGUUCGGGAAACAUUUUGUAGCCAACCGCUUGUUCCAGUGCCUUUAUCAAGUGUGUCGAGACGAGGGCAUACAAGGUUUAUACAAGGGACUCAACCCGUCCCUCCUGAAGGCUGCUAUCACGUCUGCAUUUUACUUUGCCAUAUACGAUCGACUGCUGCUGGUGUUCAAUAGUGGUUUCCGAAAGCCUGACUAAGUACCUUUUUCUUGUUUGAUAUGAUUGACUAUCACAGUGCAAUUAUGUGAAACUGGACACACGUUUUUCCCGGGGACACAUCCGAGCCAUCACUGUACGGACAAUAGGCACUUCUUUGUUGGUCCCAAAAAGGUAAUCAGGGAUAUUUAGCCCUGAUAUUUCAUAUGUUGUGCAGCUAAUUUUUGAUUUAGUUACAGCAUAA
This is a messenger RNA of Armigeres subalbatus, 1357 nucleotides long. RefSeq names its product mitochondrial thiamine pyrophosphate carrier-like. Gene Ontology annotation, biological process: thiamine pyrophosphate transmembrane transport. The coding region runs from base 214 to 1155 and encodes 313 amino acids. NCBI's taxonomy places the organism in Eukaryota, Metazoa, Arthropoda, Insecta, Diptera, Culicidae. Gene Ontology annotation, cellular component: mitochondrial inner membrane. The transcript is spliced from 2 exons. The record is from RefSeq and is a predicted model, not a curated record. Gene Ontology annotation, molecular function: thiamine transmembrane transporter activity.